Carassius auratus (goldfish) is the source of this 2849-nucleotide messenger RNA. Its product is annotated as nuclear distribution protein nudE homolog 1-like. Gene Ontology annotation, biological process: establishment of mitotic spindle orientation; centrosome localization; vesicle transport along microtubule. The record is from RefSeq and is a predicted model, not a curated record. Lineage: Eukaryota; Metazoa; Chordata; Actinopteri; Cypriniformes; Cyprinidae. The coding region runs from base 282 to 1292 and encodes 336 amino acids. Gene Ontology annotation, molecular function: microtubule binding. The transcript has 9 exons. Gene Ontology annotation, cellular component: centrosome; kinesin complex; kinetochore.
AGUUUAGUUUAGCUAGUAAAUCCUUCAGAAGUCUUCAGAGAGUCUAUUAAGUCACACAGUUUUUAAAUACUGACAUAUUGUUACUGUUAAAAUUGUAGUUUAAUAGUGAGUUGUAGGCCAGAGGCAACAUUUUUAGGUUUUCAAAAUCAUCAAAAGACACGCCCUUCCUCUUUUGUUUUUAACCCUGCUAUUACAAAAAGUUGAGCACCCUUCAAGAAGAAACAUUUUCAGUAACAGAAUAGUCUAAUAAGAUUUUGAUCAGUAAACCUGACAGAACAGCAAUGAAUGACGCUGAGCCUGCGACAUUUGCUUCUGUUGAACAAGAGAGGGACUUCUGGAAGGAGCAGGCUGCCAAAUACCAGCAAAGGGCUGAGGAGGCGCAGGAGGAGCUGCAGGAGUUUCAGCAGAUGAGUCGAGACUAUGAGGCAGAGCUGGAGACCGAGCUGAAGCAGUGUGAUGCCCGUUAUCGUGAGCUUCUCUCGACCAGCAACAGACUCCGCAUGGAACUAGAAAGUUACAAGGAGAAGUAUGAAACACAACACUCCGAUGCAAUCCGGCAGAUCUCGACUCUAGAAGGAGACCUGGCAGAGACCACAGCCAUCAAAGACCAACUGCACAAAUAUAUCCGGGAGUUAGAGCAAGCCAACGAUGACCUGGAAAGAGCUAAGAGGGCGACUAUAAUGUCACUUGAGGACUUUGAGCAGAGAAUGAAUCAUGUUAUAGAGAGAAAUGCCUUCCUUGAGAGUGAGCUUGAUGAAAAAGAGAAUCUUCUAGAGUCAGUACAGAGAUUAAAAGACGAAGCCAGAGAUCUAAGACAGGAACUGGCUGUUCAGCAGAAACAGGAGCGCAAACCAUCAAUCAGCCUUCCUAAAGAUGUAGAGAAGCCAGAGGCCACACCUGCAAGACCCUCGUCUGUUGUUACCUCCAAGCUCCCAUCUCUCCACGCCACACCCUCCAGACCUCCAGGCUCAGGGACCGCUUUCAACACCCCCUCCGCUUCCUACAGCAGAAUUGAAGGUCUGACUGGAACUCCUCUCACCACAUCUGCAAGGAUAUCUGCCCUUAACAUUGUUGGAGAACUGUUGAGGAAAGUUGGGAACCUUGAAUCAAAGCUGGCAUCAUGCAGAGAGUUAAACAUCCAUGACAAAACACCCAGCCGUGCAGCGAUAAGCCAGGGCACACCGAGCAUUUCACGGGAAGCCCCAGAAAUCCCAUCCAACACAAAUGGCUUGUAUGAUAAAGGGAUGGUGAAACGGUUGGACUUUGGAACGGGACCCAAGAUAAUGCUGUGAAUAAAGUACUAUUCGCUACCAAUGCACAAGCAUGUCUUUUGCUCUCACAUCAUUGGGAAAACAAGUAUGCCUAAACCAUUAAUAUGAAAAUGGUUUAUUUUCUGGAGCUGAAUCAUAUCUUAUGCCCCAAGUCUUCCACUAUCUCAGAAGGGCUCUUGCUUUCACAUUCAUAUCAACUCUGUUAUUGUGUCUGUGGACUGAAACUACUACCUGUUGUUUUACUAUUUUGUUGGAGAUUUGCAUUGUGUUUUGCAGAUGUACUAUCUCUUAAAUUCCCACUGUUUGUUUUUUAUUUUUGUUUGUGUUGUGUUUAGAUAUCUGGUGAUUUAUAGCAGUUUUAAAAUGUAUCCGCACUGUAAUUUUUAUUUGCUCUUUUUGGGGCCAUAAAUAUGGAGACUGUUGCAGGUGCCUGGCAGAUUUACUACUGCAGUACCAUUAUAUUUGGCACUAAACUACUGAUCUGUGUUCAAUGAAACGUCAACUGCACAUGCUUGUUUGUUUACAGGACUGGAGCAAGGUGUAUAUACCAGGUUCAUUUUUAAUUUAGAAAUACUGGAUUGAUUAGAUUUUUUUUUAGAAACUAGCAUUUUAAUGAUAUAUAUAUUAAGUUUGUUACUAACUGAAUGGCAUGUCUUCAGUGUUUCGAUUUGAAAAUUCUAAGGAGGUUGGUGAGAUGUUAUUAGCUUAAGUUGUUGUUCAUUUCGUUGCGUUGUAGGGGCUGGCGUAAGUAACCAACAGUAGCCAAAAUGUUUAUGCAUGAUCCUCUCUGGGGCCUUUUUUGUUUCUAGUGAUUGCUAGUGAACUCCUCAUUUGAACAGUCAGUGCCAUCUUUGUUUUCAAAGAUUACAGUGCUACGGUACUGGAGAGUAGUUGCUGUCAUAUUAUGCGCUGAUCAUGAAUUUAAUGUGCCUUAAUUUUGUGGCCAUAAUAAGCUUUGCUCCAAAGUUAAUUUGGCUAUUGGGGAACUUACUAGCCCGAAGGGAGUUGCAGCUUCUCUCGCUAUUCUUCCCAAUGUAUUAAAUCUCUGAUAUGUCAGGGAUUCCAUGAAGAGGAGAAAUUGAAUUCUGAUUGGAGUUGAAUCGCUUAGUUUUCACAUUUCUCUUUGAAGUGUAGAUUUAAAUAACAAGCAAUAUGAAUACUUCAGUGAAGGGUACAGAUAUUUUUAUGUUAAAAAUAGAAAUGUAAGGAAGACUUGAUACAUUAUAUUAUCCAUUUUUUCCUAGAGGUACUAAUGAAAAAUGACAGAAAUAGAGUAUGAUUGUUGAUGGAAGAAUUUAUCACACUUGAUCGUACCAUCUCAGGGCUUCAUUUAAGCAAUAACCUCACUCAAGAAGUCAUUAUAGUUCAAAUUCUGUCAAAUAUUUGUCUCUGUAUGCACAAGACAUGCACAGUUGCUAAUUAUUGUCAUUAUGGGUUUUCUUUGUUAUUAAUGAACCUUAACAUCUGCAGUGUCCAUGCAUUCAUCAGCAAAGGCAAUGCUUAAGUUUAUCCUGUCUGUAAAACCAUUUCAUUGUUGGUUAAUCCAAAACCAUCACAAUAAAUGUGUAGUUAACAGGA